UGAGCCCAGGAGAAAAGCGCACCAGAGCCGAACAUCCAAUGGGUCAAUCUAGCGAGUUUAUUCACUGACUCUUUGCAACAACAGCUUCGAUCUGGACAGUUUUCUACACACUUGGUUGCAAACCUGGAGAGUUUUUUUUUUAUUAUGUAUUUCUUCUUCUAGAAGUUUAACUCAAAAGAAGCGCAGCGAUGACAGCCGAGUUUAUUUCACUUCGAAGUGACUGAGAUCCGCAUCUUGCUGCGUCGCAUCCGAUCCGAUUCAGCCUACUGUGAGGAUGCAAAGGAGAUACAGGAUGAAUUCCGCUUUUAUCGCAGUGUUAUUUGGAGUGGUUGGGGCUCUGGCAAAUAAGGAGGAAUGUGUUUCACGCCAGUAUACAACCAGCGGAGAAUGCUGCGUGCAGUGCCAGCCCGGUGAGGGCGUCGUCAAACCAUGUGGAGUCACACAGACUGUCUGCGCCCCCUGCCUUGACAGUGAAACCUUCUCAGAAAACUUCAGUCACACAGAGAGAUGUCAGCCCUGCACAAUAUGCACAGGUCCAUUCCGCAUGAAGGCGCCUUGUACAGACUCCAAUGACGCCACCUGUGUCUGCAACUAUAGCUACUAUAUGAAUACGAUCUCUCAGCAGUGUGAACCCUGCACCAAAUGUCCUGAAGGCCAGGGCAUGCUGUACAGCUGUGAGUUUGACCAUGACACGGUGUGUGAGGAGUGCACCGGGGACACCUACUCUGACCAGGAAAGUUCUCGGGAGCCCUGCAUCCCCUGCACCACCUGUGAUGACGGGGAAGUGUUACAGCCCUGCACCUCUCUCACAGAUACAGUUUGUCCUGCUCCUACAGUUUACGAAGAUACAGUGUCUCCCACGCCCUUUUCGAGUAACUCCACACCCACCUACGAUGACUUCCCACCAGGCGGCUUCCCACCAGAGGGCCCUACAGACACCACCACCACCACUAAUGGUGAUUCCAAGGAGCCGAUCUACCAUCUGAAUGAUAAACUCAUCCCCAUCUACUGCUCCAUCCUGGCAGCUGUUGUAGUCGGCCUCGUGGCUUUCAUUAUCUUCAAGAGGUGGAACAGCUGGAAGCAGAACAAGCAAGGAGCUAACAACUGCACAGCCAACCAGAACCAGACGCCGUCACCUGAGGGAGAGAAGCUGCACAGUGACAGUGGCAUUUCUGUGGAUAGCCAAAGUCUGCAGGAGCAGCAGGGCCAGCCUGGGGCACAUACAGUUGUCACCAUGGAUGAAGAGCCUUGUUUGCUCCUUCCUCUCCACACCAGAGAGAAAGUGGAGAAGUUGCUGUUCAGGGGCAACGAAGGAGAUGACUGCAACCACAUGGAGGACAGUGACUGGUGCAACCUGGCGGGCCUUCUGGGAUACGAGGAGGAGCGGAUUGCCACCUUCCAACAGGAAGAGCAUCCUGUCCGCGCGCUCCUGUCUGACUGGGCGAGCAAGGACUGUGCCAGCAUUGACACGCUGUGCACGGCACUGCGCAAAAUUAAUCGCGAUGACAUCGCCCAGAGUCUGGUGCUAAGCCCGAAUGUUACGAAGCCUACCGCCACUUCUGUAGUGUGAUUUGAACUUAACAGUAAGCAAACCACCUUAACCUUAAUAUUCUUCCAUGGCCUCCCUCACUCCACAUAAUUCAUGCUAGAACCGCUUAAAAGUUAUUCCCUCAAGAAGCCAGCAGUCAAAUAUCAUGAGUCCAGAAGACUCGUGUUUAAUAAAGGAAUAAAACGCCAGAGAUACAAAAACUGCAUGAAUAUCAUCAUACUUAAUAAAGCCAAAACCCUUCACUUAAUCAUCUGGAUGUGCUUAUAAUCAUUCAUUCUCACCUUUUAAAAUCCACAUACUGUAAAGCCUAUGUGGAAGAAAAAUGUCUAUAAUCAGUCCAUUUUUGGCCUUGAUAUCCAUUUGCCUUCCCACACUAUUACCAUCCUCUGACUUUAUUAACCAUAGAAAAGAAAUGGGCUUUGAACUGAAUUUAUUGUGGAUACCUGGCUCUUUCAUUCCUACAACUUGAUCCGCUGCAUCUUUAUUCCUAAACAUUCAUAGUUAGUUUGUCCCUAGCUUAUAGCAUUCAUACACCAGUGUUGUACCUUGUUACUUUACAAAUCUAUGCUACCAAAGAGGAGUAAAUGUCUUGAGACCAUACCUGACGAGCGACAUUAUUUACAUGCCAUGUUAGACUUUUUGCAUUUAAGUUGUCAAACGGCUUGUGUCUGUUACUGCUGCCCGAUUGGGCCUGCAUACCACGGAGUAUCUGGAUCUUUGCAAAUAUGACAACCUGAGGAAGGAUGCUUGGAUGCUUUUCAAAUGAACUUGAUCUCUUUCAGCAAAAACAAAAGUCCGGCUAUGUGCUCUUAUUUUAAAUAUGUGAGACAGUGAGCUGCAGCACACAUGGGAUUGAUCGCAACUAACUGGUUUCUGCAGACCCUGCUUUCUUCCGACAACUGCUAUAAGAACUGCUGGCUGGACUUUGCCAACUAGGUGGUCUGUGGGGCAGGUCAUUGACCAAGGCAACAUGAGACACUAUUCUAUGUGCUCAGGUCUAUCUGCAUAACACAGAAGCUCGUACACAGAAUCCAUCAUACUGACCCAGAAAAGGGAUGUGGAAUUCAAAAGUAACAACUAUGUACACAGUACAUACAUAGGCACACACCAUACUCAUACUGUACAUACAUACACACAUAGACCAACAGUAUAUAACCAUGCAUGUAACACACACACACACACACACACACACACACACACACACACACACACACACACACACACACACACACACACACACACACACACACACACACACACACACACACACACACACACACACACGAUUUUCGAUCCUGCCAUAUACUGUAUGAAAACACUUUCAUGAGAGGACCAUGUAUUGUUCAAUCUCAUUAUUAGUAGCCAAUAUAUGGUAAUAGUAUGUCUAAAAUCAAUUUAAUUUACAAUGUGUGCUAUAGAUGGUGAAAUGCUACCUUAACAGUAAACAGCAUGCAGAAACUAGCAACUCAAAUUCCAAGAAAAAAACAAAACAUACAGAAUAAUCAGAAUGCCAAACAAAAGUCCAGGGUUUUCUAUCUUUUUUGCUUAAUUUCUCAGGGUAUCUUGAAUGACUGUUACAUCAAUAUUACACUUAUUAUUGCACCCUUUAUAGACACUGUGUUUAUCCAAAGCAGUGAUUCUUGCAACUGACAAUCCUUCAGACAGGUGAAUAAGAAAAGGGAAGCGGGCCAGAAAAAAAAGAAAAAUGGGUGUCUUGUUUCCUCAUUGUUUGCAACAAUGACCUCUGGAUAAAAGGCAAGUCAGUGGAGAUAUAAGUCAAAGGAUGUGGGAUGAUCAGACCGAGGGAAAGCGGAAAAGUUUUGGAUUACUUAAAUGUAAAAGGUGAAACCCAGGAUCCAGCAUUCAGCUUGUUUAAGUACAAGCAUGCCUUCCUCUUCUCAUGGCGGUACUGUAUGUGCUUUUUACAUUGUGUUAUGUUGUACCCUUUUGGUUUGAAUUUUUCAAAGCAUACUUCAAAAAAUGUGAUUAUGAUGAUAUUAAUAUGCUGCCGACUGAGGAUCGCAACUAUUUGUAUUUUUUUUUUUUGUGGGGGGAAAUAUUUGAAGGAGCAAAUAAUUUACUGUUCUAAACUUACCUAUAUCACCAAUUUCAUCUGUUACUUUCAGUUACAGAUUGUACAUUGGUACUAACCACUAGCAUACUGAGUUAAUGCUGUAGUGUUACUUUAAAUGAAGGUAUUCUCACUCUACUCUCUAAGGGUUGUUGUAUUUUAACUACCGAAUAACAACUGUAAAUGGUA
Messenger RNA from Perca fluviatilis (European perch), 3809 nucleotides. RefSeq names its product nerve growth factor receptor b (gene ngfrb). The transcript is spliced from 6 exons. The record is from RefSeq and is a predicted model, not a curated record. Gene Ontology annotation, biological process: Rho protein signal transduction. The coding region runs from base 275 to 1570 and encodes 431 amino acids. Gene Ontology annotation, molecular function: nerve growth factor binding; coreceptor activity; death receptor activity. Gene Ontology annotation, cellular component: cell surface; plasma membrane. Lineage: Eukaryota; Metazoa; Chordata; Actinopteri; Perciformes; Percidae.